Molecule: messenger RNA, 1298 nt
Organism: Colossoma macropomum (tambaqui)
Lineage: Eukaryota; Metazoa; Chordata; Actinopteri; Characiformes; Serrasalmidae
Exons: 2
Coding region: 1-1266 (421 amino acids)
Biological process (GO): N-acetylglucosamine metabolic process; keratan sulfate proteoglycan metabolic process
Molecular function (GO): N-acetylglucosamine 6-O-sulfotransferase activity; keratan sulfotransferase activity
Source: RefSeq, a predicted model, not a curated record
AUGGAGUGCUCGUGGAAGACAGUGCUGCUGUUGGUGUGCGCGUCCCUGGGGGUGCAGUACACUGCCAUCCGCUCCCUUCAGGACUUGUUCCCAGGGCCAUGCCAGGACUCUGGACACUGCCAGGGACGCGUGGGCAAAGAUCACAGAUGGAAAUUCUCUUGCGACGACAACUUUGUACCCGCAGAGCGUAGCAGCGCCUCUGCUCGGAAGCACAUCCUUCUUUUUGCACAAACUCGCUGUGGCUCCUCCUUCACUGGCCAGCUGUUUAACCAACACCCUGAGAUCUUCUACGUGUUUGAGCCACUGUACCAUGUCCAGCAAACCUUCACCAACUCUAGCAGUCGUCUCCGUAGAGUCCUGGACAGCCGGGCUCUGCUGGGAGCCUACAGAGACCUCCUCCUCAACCUGUACACCUGCGACCUCACCUUCCUGGAGAACUACAUCCGGCCUGAGCCGCAGGAUCACGUUACGGCUUCCUUCUUCCGCCGGAGCUCCAGUCAUGCUCUGUGCUCACCGCCCGUCUGCCAAGAGGGCGGAGAGGAGAUUCAGGCAGGGCAACCGGAUGAGACCUGGUGUCCCAAAAAAUGCCGGACCUUGAACCUCACCUUAGCCUCGAUGGCUUGCCAGGCCCGAAACCACGUUGCCAUAAAGACAGUGCGGAUCCCUCAGGUCGGAGAUCUACGGACACUGUCAGAGGACCCACGUCUGGAUUUGAGGAUUGUCCACCUGGUAAGAGAUCCCAGGGCCAUCUUGGCCUCUCGCAUGACUGCUUUUGCCGAUCAAUUCAGGGCCUGGAAGAUCUGGAACGCCACAGACCGGCAGCCACGUUACGUGGACUUGACGCAGAUCACCAGAACAUGCCGAGACAUGGAGUAUUCUGUGGAGACCGGUCUGCAGAGACCAGCAUGGCUGAGGAGACGUUAUCUGCUGGUGCGCUACGAGGACCUGGCUUUAAAUCCUGAAGACAAGGCCAAGGAAAUCUACAGAUUCCUGGGCUUAAAUAUAGGCAAUAGAGUUCUCACAUGGAUUUCUCAAAACACUAAUGCCACUGCCCCAUCUUUCACUGAGUGGAAUUACAAGUACUCCACCAGUAGAGAUUCUAAAGCUACAGCCCACAGCUGGAGACAGCGUCUGGGCUUUGACAUUGUUAAAACAGUGCAGACUUUAUGUAACACUACCUUUGCCUUAUUGGGCUACAAGCUAGUACAGUCUGAGGCGGAGCUGAGGGACCUGACAAACAGUUUAGUAGAACCCAGAACAUUUUAGAACCUAAAGUUCAAUCUGGAACAGUUUCUCAC